AUGCACAUGAUUCCUCUCUAUGCCAUGCGUUAUCUUACGCACCUCUUACCAGGUCCUCUCCUACGACGAGCCUUCUUCAUGGGCGAGUUUUUCCGGGCCCUUGGUCACCUGCCCUUUUCUCCACUUCUACAAGAUCGUACGGAAGUGAAAGCUGGACCAUAAAGAAAGCUGAUUGCCGAAGAAUUGAUGCUUUUGAAUUCUGGUGCUGGAGGAAACUCUUGAGAGUCCCAUGGACCGCAAGAAGAUCAAACCUAUCCAUUCUUAGGGAACUCAGCCCUGAGUGCUCACUGGAAGGAUGGAUCCUGAAGCUGAGGCUCCAAGACUUUGGCCACCUCAUGAGAAGAGAAGACUCCCUGGAAAAGACCCUGAUGUUGGGAAAGAUGGAGGGCACAAGGAGAAGGGGAGGACAGAGGACGAGAUGGUUGGACAGUGUCUUCGAAGCUACCAGCAUGAGUUUGGCCAAACUGCGGGAGGCAGUCGAAGACAGAAGUGCCUGGCGUGCUCUGGUCCAGGGGGUCACGAAGAGUCGGACACGACUAAACGACUAAACAACAACAACAACAACAACAACAAAUGCCAGAAGUAGCUGUGGCCAAAAGUGGAUAUGUCCAUCUCUCUGCUCUCACAUAUACAUAAAAACCCUGCUGGAUCAGAUCAAAGGCCUAUCUAGAACAGCAUCAUGCUUCCCACAGUGAUGCAUGUUGGUACGAAUUCCCUAAUUUCACAUAUACACUUAUCGGGUCUGAACUGGUGUUGACUGACCAGAGAAGAGAUAUUGGGGUCAUGCUGAAUAGUUCGAUGAAAAUGUGAAGCUAGGAACGAGGACGAGAUGGUGGGACAGUGUUCUCGAAGCUACCAGCAUGAGUUUGACCAAACUGCGGGAGGCAGUGGAAGACAGGAGGGCCUGGCAUGCUCUGGUCCAGGGGGUCACGAAGAGUCGGACACGACUAAAAGACUAAACAACAACAACACAAGAUCGUUUCAGAGGUGAGUUAACGGCGCAAAGUAUCCCUGCGCAUUCCCCCCCCCCCCGCGCGCGCGCCUGCCUCCUUUCCGCGCCUGCGGUUUCGUGGGGCGCGCGCGCGCAGGCGGCGCGUGGGCGGGAAGGGGGCGCCGCUCGCAGCCCCCUCCCCCGCCCUCCCCGAGAGGCGCUCUCCAAUCCCCGGCAGCCAGCCUCUUCUUAAAGUGGCGCUGCUGUCGGGCGGCGAGGCACUCUUCGCCGCGGCUCCUCCGACUUUCAAGCGCGCUUGCUGCUUCUCCUCAAGCGAGCCGAGGCGGGGGCCGAAAAGGCGCUCGGAGAGCAGCCGCGCCCUCAGCCCUUGCCGUCCGCACGAGAGCGCGCGCCGCGGACUUCCCGCCAAAUCGCCCUCCUCCGCCAGGUGGGUGAUUCUCACGGCCCCGGGGCUGUGAGAGAGGGGGGCGGGGAGGGGGCGGCAGACCCCAAAGUGCGGGAAAUGGGUUAGGUAUAUCUAUAAAGUGCGGGGCAGGAAGUUUCAGAGCUCACCAGCGUUUCACAGGGGGACAGGAUCUUCUAAGGCGGGGGGGGGGGCAGCUCCCAAGAGACUGCGAUCUACUCACAGAGUUAAGAACUGGCAGUGAUCGACCCCCUUUUGGGGGGUUCAGGUCAAAGUUGUUGAGCUUUUCUUUGGGGAGGAGGAAAGCCCGUUUUUAGGGGUGCCGGGCAAAGCUUUUCUUUAGGGGAGCCAAAGUUAUUGAGCUUCUGAGGGGGGGGGCAGUGAUCUACUACAAAUGUCCAGUGUUUUACCGGUAGGUCACGAACUACCUGUUGGACAUGUCUGUUCUAAGAGAACUGCCGCUUUUCUCCUCCUGACAAAGUUUUCGGAGCUUUGCAACCAAUACUGUGUAGUAAUAGUAUUAUUAUUAAUAAUAAUAAUAAUAAUGAUAUACUGUGUAGAGCACAGGGCAAAAAUUUGACAGAAGUUUCCCCAUCCCUGAGUUUCUGUAAUGAGGGAAGCUCCACCUGUUGAAUUUCCACUUGCAAAGAAUUUGCUCAAGUCUGGGGGACGUGUGUGUGUGUGUGUUUGUGGCAGGGUUUGUGCCAAUGCGACUCUUUGAUCUCCCCGUCAUAUUCUCUGGUUCAGCAUGCAUUUGAGAUUGCCGGGUGAUGCUUAAUAAAGAGAGAAACACAAAUUGGUCGCUUCCUAAAAUCUGCUAGCCAUCCUGUCGUAUUCUCCAUUAGCUGAGGUUUAUGGUUGCUCCGAAGUGUGGGGAAAUGUGGGUUCUAAUCUGCGUGAGUGGUUCUGACUACACACAUUGAGGGCACAUUUUCCCUCAAAGAAUUCUGGGCACUGUAGUUUGCCCCUCGGAGUUGCAAUUCCCAGGAACCCUUACCAAACUACAGUGCCCAGAAUUCUUUGAGGGAAAGAACAUGUUUCAAAUGUGCCUUAGAGGUAUAGUAUGGAACCAGUGGGUGGGAAUCGGUUGUUUUGAAUCAAUUGCCACAGAGCACGAAGAUGUCAUAUGCAUAUGUAACAGAGGGAAUGGCAUGACCAGGCAGAGGAGAAGAGAAGCUUUUUUAAAAAAAAUUUUUUUUUUUUAUUUUUUCCAUGCUUAUUUCCAUGCUUAUUACAUACCUAAAAACAACAAUGGAGAAGAGAAGCUUAAGGGGAGACAUGAUAACAGUCUUCUUCAAAUACCUGAAGAACUGACACACAGAAGACCAAGCAGAAUUUCUCUCUCUUGGUUUGGGCUAGAAUUCAUGGGUGGAAAUGGUAGGGAAGCAGAUUUCAGCUAAACAGUAGAAAAAAUGACUGUUUUUGGCUGGGGAGUGGACUGCCUUGGGAGGUGGUAGCCUGUCAUUCACUGGAGAUAUUUACAUAGAGGUAAAAAAUACUGUAGCAUCCAGGGUAUAUGAGGACCCCUUUGCUUUGCCCAAGAGACCCUCAGAAGAGGCAAUAACCCUGAGUCUUGAAGGAGAGCCAUGCACAGAUAUGGAAGAUAUACACAGCAAAGGUAAACAUAGAUUUGCUAAUGGGUAUAUGGUCUAAACCACUGAGCCUAGGGCUUGCCGAUCGGAAGGUUGGCGGUUCGAAUCCCCGCGAUGGGGUCCCUGCUCCUGCCAACCUAGCAGUUCAAAAGUUCGUCAAGUGCAAGUAGAUAAAUAGGCACCGCUCCGGCGGGAAGGUAAAUGGAGUUUCUGUGCGCUGCUCUGGUUUCGCCAAAAACGGCUUAGUUAUGCUGGCCACAUGACCUGGAAUAACUGUCUGCGGACAAAACCCUUGGCCAGUAAAGCGAGAUGAGUGCCACAACCCCAGAGUCAUUCACGACUGGACUUAACUGUCAGGGGUCCUUUACCUUUUUACCUUUAUAUAUUCAUCAGGGAGGUGCAGCCUGUCCUGGCUCCCUGGCAAGUGAAUCUGCAUGAUACAUUUGCUUGCAAAACACCUCUUUGUCACAUUAUUAUGUACACCUUUCAAACUUUUUAAGUUAGCAGCCAAAACAUGUGAUGUAAUAAAGAAGAGUAGCCAAUUCAGUGCGGUGAAUUGCUGUGCAAAGUACUGAAGAAGAUUGAUCUCUAUUUUGGAGAUUUUGCAGGCACAGAUAAUCCCAUUUCUAAGCUUUUCAGAGCAAACACGAGAUAGGGUAUAGUUGAUAGCAUAGGGCCCCUGAGCAGUUGCCCCUCUUUCAGUGCCAGCCUGGCCAUGCUGCCUACGGACGUUUUCUUAUAAGGAUGAAUUAUUUGGUAGGCAGGAUCAAGUGCUUCUGAGUGCCCAGUUUACUAACUUGCAUCUCUGGCAGGACAGCUGCUGAAACUUAGUGCAAGUUAACUGUUUGCUAACAGACUGGCUGCAUUUUAGAGGAGUAGUUUUUCUUUUGGUAGAAACUGCUUUUCAGUGUAAAUGAGUGGGGCUGCUAUUUUCAGGGUUAUAGCAAUUUUGCUGUAAGUUUGGGGAGGUGAACUGUUAGUUUACCAAAUGAUUUUCCUUUAAUGGAGAAAACACUUGGCAUCAGACCAAGCAAGUAAGUUUUGAAUACUGCCUUUGAUCUGGUAUAUUUUGGGGUAUUUCUCUAUAGAUUACAGUAUCUCAUUUCAGACAUAACACAGUUCUGCUUCAGGUAUGUGUCUAAGCAAAUGUGUGAGUGGCGUUGGAUGGCUGACCAAGGCUGAGUUAAGCAUGAGGGUGAACAUCAAUAUGCUGGAGUAUCACUAGGAGCAAGCAGGAAUAUGGAUGCAGAAAGGAGUGUGUCUGAGAGAGAAAACUUUUUAUAGCAGUGUGUUUGUUUAGUGUGACAUACACAAUGCUUACAAUAAGCAAUCAUAUGUAUGCAUCCGUGUAAUGUGGAUAUAUUGAUAAGCAUGCAUUAAGAUGUGUAAGAGCAUCUAUGUAAUUGCACACUGCAGUUAUGUAAAGACUGCAGUCCUCAAAGUUAGGCUCCUUAUGUUCAGAAUAACAGGAUGGCAGCUAAAGUCAUCAGCCCUUGCAUGCUCUCUCCUCUCCAAGGAUCUCAUGACUAUCAGCUACUUAGAAUUAGGGUUGCAUUAUUUAGGGACUGGGAGCCAAUGCAGAUCUCUCUGAGAUCUAAUGUUGCAUAUUCACACUGGUCAGACGUACACAAGAGCAGGAGGCAGCCCACCUGGUACCAUCCAGAUGGUAUUGGACUCCAAUGCCCAUCAACCCUGAAAAUUUGCCAUCCUGCUGGGGCUGAUGGGAGCUGUUGUCCAACAUCAGCUGGAGGCAACCACAUUGACUAACCCUGCAUUAGAGAAUGCUGAUAAUCUGAUUUGGGUUACUAUGAACCAUUGCUACUGUACCUCCAAGUUUUUGUAAUCCACCUAGAGGUUCUUUUUGCAAUCAAGCAGUAUAUACUUAUGGUUAAAUAGCUAGCUAAAUAAAGAUAUGGUGCCUCACUAGUUUUACGCCUGCAUUCUGAUUUUCAAAGCAUUAUUUGUCUGCAAACUCACAGAAAAGUCUGUAAUCCUGGUUGAGAUGAGUUUAGAAAAGCUUCGAAACUGAAAAUGGGACCGAGAAAGUAAGAGUGAUAAAAAGGAAACCAUGCAGGAGGAAAUGUAAAAACGAUUAAUUCUGUUUACAACUAUUUAAUUCAUAUAAAACAUUUUUAGCUGUAUUCUCUGUCUGCUGCCUCCAAAGUUGCAAACAGUUACAAAUAACAAAAUACUGAAAUAAUGUGUAACCAUAUAAAACCUGGCAGGAAAACAAUAAUAGUAGCCAGCAGAUUUAAAAGAUACUAUCUGCAGCUGUUUAAAACAAUAGCUUCCAGAUUAGCUUUCUUUACAAGCCAUGUUUUUCCUUUUUUCUGGAAGGCUGGCAGUGGUAGAGCUGAGUAGACUUAAAGUGGGCAACGUAUCAUGUGGGUGCCAUGGAGGAGACCAAUGCCCUUGCCGGACGUUCUUGUCUAAAAAGAUUCAUCCCAGAUUGUAAAGGGCUUUAAGGGUUAAAUACCAGCACUUUGUAAUUAGCCCCAGAAGGAAACAGGCAGCCACAGUGGUUGAACCAAACAGUGUUAGAAACUGAGAUAUGAAAGCUAGGAGCUAAAUGGCACCUUAAACCUAGGUUAUGGGCACAACAAUGGAAUGUCUAGGCAUGCUUUUUUAUAAGAAGAAUACAAAGCUGAAAAUGAAUGAGCUGCAGCUAAAAUAUGAUGCUCAUUUUUCACAUGGUCUAGUUCUUCCCCUGCCCACCCCCCUAAUAUUCUUAAGAGGGUCUCUUCUCCAGUCUACAGAGAGUAGCUAGAAGUGGGGAGGCAGAAAAGGGGCCUCUUUUCCUUCCACUCUGCAGUUUUAAUCUGAAAUCUUAGGCGCAGCCAGAGCUCGGAAGCUACUUGCACUAAUGAAAUUCCCUGUCGCAAAAUGCGCCUAGAGCAGGGGUCUGCAACCCGCGGCUCCGGAGCCGCAUGUGGCUCUUUUACACCUUUGCCGUGGCUUCGGGGCAGAUACUAGCGAGGGGAGGAGGCGCAUUGUGCGCCCCGACACUCCCCACUGUGGCUGGUGCUGUACUGGCUGUGACGUCGCAUGGGGGCGGUGCGUGCGUUAGUCACGCAUUGUCCCAACGUCGCCUUCCCACCUGCUGUCAGAUCGGAGGGCAGCGGCGUGCAUGCUUUAAAUGUCGCAAUGGUUUUGCGGCUCCCAGUUGUUGUUUUUCUUCGGAAACGGGUCCAAGUGGCUCUUUUUGUCUUAAAGGUUGCAGACCCCUGGCCUAGAGCAAUGGGAGUUUCGAACACUGGAACCAAAAUGAGAAUAAUGGAUGUGCCCUGGGACAUGCCUAUCUCAGGCUGCUGCAUUUUGCACCAGUGGCAACUUCAAAAAGGCAGAGCACAUUGCAGUCACCCAAGUGCAUUUUAGGCACCCAUCUAUGUCUUAGAAAAAGGCAAAGUGACUCAUUUCCCUUCUUGAAUUUUUAUUUUUUUAAUUAUUUGUUUAUUACUUUCCCCUUGCCAUGCACAGUGACCACCCCCCCAUUUGUCGUUUGUUCAGGAGCACAAUCAGUAAGGCAAAAAGCUUACCAUAGUGCAUCCAAACUGAAAUCAUACACUUCUCUUCUUGCUGGUGCUACAGUCCAGCUUUGGUGUCGUAUAGUGGCCUCCAGCCAGUGAUACCCUCUCAGCUAGGAACAAUGGCGUAAAUUUCACCAGCUCAUCAGCAAACCUGUAUUUGCAAGCUACUGCUAGCUUAUCAAGGACUUUAUUUCGAAACUUAAUUAGGAACACAAUAUUUUAAAUCCACCAGAGAAGAAAACCUACUUCAUAUAUUUUACGUGAGGAAUAUGCAAGUCACCAGAUGAGAUUAUUGCAAUCUAUGCAAGUGUUGGCAUACUCAGGAGGUGCAGAAUCUUGUUGCUUGGCUAGUAACAAAUAUGAGCCUGUGGUUAAACAACUGAGGUGGUUACUAGUUUGCUUCCAAUCCUUCUGUGGGCUGUCCAUCCGUUUGCCUCUUUAAUGCAAUUCCCUAAACAAGUGAAAUGAAUCUUGUUUCGCUGUCCUGUUGGAAGUUAGUCCCUUUCCAAUUUUCUGCUGUUGAUGUUUUUGUAUCGAAUCUUGUUUUGCUUUAGUUUAUUUUAUUAUUUAUACAGUGGUACCUCAGGUUACAUAUGCUUCAGGUUACAUACGCUUCAGGUUAAAGACUCCGCUAACCCAGAAAUAUUACCUUGGGUUAAGUUCUUUGCUUCAGGAUGAGAACAGGAAUCGUGCUCUGGCGGCACGGCAUCAGCAGGAGGCCCCAUUAGCUAAAGUGGUGCUUCAGGUUAAGAACAGUUUCAGGUUAAGUACAGACCUCCAGAACAAAUUAAGUACUUAACCCGAGGUACCACUGUAUUCUAAUUGCUUUUAUAUUAUUGCUUGCAUGUCACUUCAGAGCAUAAACUGAAAAGAAGCAUAUGCAUCUUUUAAAUAAUUCCCAAACAAUUGUGGCCAGUGUACCAAAUGUUUCCUGCUACUGAGGAGACCUUUUUUAUCUUACUGUUACAGCUGAGACUGUACCUUCUUCAUUAAAUAUCAGGGCAGACAGUGUUCUUGAUCCAUGGUGGUUUUAUUAGAUUGUGCCUACAAUUAACCUAGGCUUGUUAAUCCAGUGAUGGGUUCCAAAUUCUGACACAUGGGCUGAUUGGCUGGGGAAGUAAUGCCCUUGUCUUCAGUAGAGAGGAUAUGUCUGACUGAUAAAGGUUAAUACAAGUAUUAUAUUGGGUUGUAUCAAAGGGCGUAAUCUGUGAGUCCAGAUUGCAUGCCACUAGGUAGGUAAUUUCAGUUUGAUUCGUUCUGUUCCUGAGUAGGAGACAGAAAGCAACAUUUUAAUUGUGUGCAAAGAGAGCAGCAGAGAUGGAAUUUAAGCCUAAGAGUUCAAAGAAGGGAGGUAGCUAAGAAAGCAUUGCUUUGUUGUCUUCUAAGGCUGUGCAGAGAAAUUAUUUCUGUGGAGCAACAAGAGUAACUUCCCAUCACCACGGUCACACUAGCCAGAUUCUAUUUUGAUAGAUGAUAGAUAGAUAGAUAGAUAGAUGAAAGAUAGAUUCUAUUUUGAUAGAUGAUAGAUAGAUAGAUAGAUAGAUAGAUGAAAGAGAAUGGAGCCUUUUUGUAGGUGGGGUUGCCUGAUGCAUGACAUGUUCAUUUAAAAGAAAUUUAAACACUCACAAACGUCGUCCCCAGUUCAUGUGUCUUGCUAUAGGAAAUAACCAGGUUUGCAUAUGAAAUAAACAUGUUUGACAGGUAAUGUAUGGUGGUGUUCUGUUUCUAGCUUUAGAGAGGAUUCAGUAUAAUCUUUUAAAAAAACAAAGUGCUAGCUUUCCCAGAAAUUAAUUGGCCAGUCAUUAUGUAGUACUUAUAAGGGAAUAAUAGGCAGUGACCUCUUGUUCCUCUUACAAAUCUGAAGCGUGAAAAUGGCAGUGUGCUAAUUAAAGUUCCACAUAAAAUUGCUUGCUGUUAUUUAUCUGCUUUCUUUUUCUUCCCAUGAUGAAGGAUAUGUAUGUUGGUACUCCUGUGCUCCCUCCACACUUUGCAGUUUCCAUUUUUCACACUCAUAUUCUCCCGCUUUCUCUCUCUUUCUGAACCCUCUCCCACUGCUCCCCUUCCCAAGCUGUCGCUCCCUCGGGAAGAGAGAAUGAAGAGUCCUCUGGUGCUGACAGUGCUGCUGUCCUUAAUAGCAGCAAAACUGUGCCAGGCUUACUGUAUUGAGUCCCAGGAGCAGCAGCUGCCCAGCGGAAUGCAAACAAAGGUGAGAGUGGCUAGAAUUUUGUUGGAAGAGGGGAUAGGAGGUUGCUGGUGAGUGGAACGGCUUCUGUGCUGGGUAAGGAUCUGCUCCAAAUAAGUUCCUGCCAUGGUACCAGUGUGGUUUUUAGAGCCUUGCAUUUCAGGAGUUGAGACUGAACCCAUCAUCCACUUCGGAAAACCUGAGGACUCAAAAUACUAAAGUUAAUGCAUAAUUUUGUUUUACCCAGAUAAGGUAAAGGUAAUGGGGGGGGGGGAGACCCCUGACCAUUAGGUCCAGUCAUGGCUGACUCUGGGGUUGCGGCGCUCAUCUCGCUUUAUUGGCCGAGGGAGCCAGCGUAAAGCUUCCGGGUCAUGUGGCCAGCAUGACUAAGCCGCUUCUGGCAAACCAGAGCAGCGCACAGAAAUGCCGUUUACCUUCCCGCCGGAGGUAAGGUUACCUAUUUAUCUACUUGCACUGUGUGCUUUUGUUUUUUUUUUUUUAAAAUCAUAUUUAUUGAAGUUUCCAAAAAUAUAAAAGUACAAAGAAAAAAGAUAAAAGAAAGAAGAUAUUUAAAAACCUUACUUUCAUUCCCUACUUUCUGAACUCCCCCCCCCCCGGUUGUAUUCCCCUUUCCUUAAUUUGGUUCUACAAGCUCUCACUCCCAAAUUUAAAGCUUAAUUUGUUUAACCCACUAUCCAAUUUGAAUUGUACAAAUCUUACCACCGUCCCACAUCAUUAACAGAAAAAGAAAAAAGAUUUUCCCCAAGAUCCACCCCAGUUCCUUCCACAAAUUCCCUUUUUUUAAACACGUCCGAUCAAAGUAAAAUAACAUGCGUAAGUUAUGUAAAGAAAUAGAAAAUAAAAGAUAUAGAAAAGUUCAAAAAUGGUUACACAGCCUUUGGAUUUCAAAUCUCCCCCUUCCCGGUUUGAAUUCCCCAUGUCCAUCAGUCUAUACAUUAUCAGCUUGGAAAUCUCAUUUCAUGACCAGAUUUCUCCCGAUUCCAUCUUGCCGGUUUUCUUUUAGUUUAUUAAUUUAAAUAAUAUUUGACUUCAAAUGUCCAAUCUAACAAAGGCCUUUAAUUUCCUUGAUCUUUACCACUCCUCCCGUUGUUCUUUCCGUGUCGUAAUCAGUCCUUUAUUCUUCUUAUUCCUCGCUUUCUCAGGUUUCUUGUCCUGUUCAGCUGCUAAAACUUUCUAAUUCAGAAAUCUAGUGUCUCUGCAGAGGUUUGUUAUUCAGGAACAAAAACUUACGUCCAGUCCCUUUCUUUCUUCAAUAAAAAUUCCAUUGUCUUCCUCUGUAGACAAAAUACUCUUUCAGUUUUGCAGCUUUCCCAGAAGAUAACAAAUCCUGUGCGAAUCCCAGGGUAUUUUUCCACUUACGACCGUUCUUGUAGUAUCCUGAAACCCCUCUAGGGGGAUUGUAAUAACUUUGUAUCCUCUAAUCCAAAAGUCAAAUUGUUGCUUAUUUUCCAACAGUUUAUAUCCAUAUUAUAGCAAAUUGUAGCAAAAUUUACCAGCAAAGUCCUCAUAAAGUCCUCUUUAUAUUCUCCAGCUUUGACAGCCACUUUGACAGCUGUCAAAGUCUCCGUCUCUCUUCACCAGGCUCCACGAAUCGCCCCAGUUCCCAGGGGGGGGGGUUGCAUUUUACUUCUCAUCCUCCACUCUUCUCCUCCAGCUCAUUUCUUAUAAUUUCCCAUCGUGAAAUUAAUGAUUUUUAUCAGAAACAUACUUCCCUUUGGACCUUGGUUACCCAGUCCUUGUUUUGGAAUGCUUACAAUAGGGGGGGGGAUUGACUUCCUUUUUAAAUCGCCCCCCGCUCGUGCCAAAUCCAAAAUCCAAAAUUUUAAACCCGGUUUCCCAAUUACUCACGGGUUGUUGUUAAAAGUCCAAAUUUUCAAUAGAAGAAGUCAGCGCUCUCCGUCGAAUGGCAUGCGGCUGCGCUCGGCAGGGAAAGCAGUGGACUCAAGCACCACGCCACUCCCCGGCACCCGAUCCGAAGCCUUUAAAAAGGCUCCUUCACGAGUCGGGAGGGCGCUAAUGGUGCAAGCCGAGUCACCCAUGUCCACGGACUCCGUGCCCGUGGUUUUUAAGGGUCCCCGCGUCGCCGGCGCGGUAGGACCCAGCCCCUGCCGAGCAGACUCCCUCCGGAGCUCGGAGGGAGUCCGCCAUUCGGCGAUGGCGCUAACCCGGAAGUCCCUGCACUGUGUGCUUUUGAACUGCAAGGUUGGCAGAAGCAGGGACCAAGCAACUGGAGCUCACCUCAUCGUGGGGAUUCGAACCGCCGACCUUCUGAUCAGCAAGCCCAAGGCUCUGUGGUUUAACUCACAGCACCACCCGUGUCCCUUGAUACCCAGAUAGAAGCUAAUUAAACAAAGAUAAUAAUCCCCAAACACUCCCCUGUUGUGACUUCUGCAACAGUAAAUUGUCCAAGGCUUGGAAAAGUUAUUCUGAUGUUUCUCUAUAUUUCAUGGGUUUCUUUCCAACAUAGUUUUUCUUCUAACGUUUUGCAAACAGGAUAUAUUUCAAGUUUUGACAUACAACACAAAAUUGGAUUCUGCCCCCUGCCCCCAAUUUCAUUAUUUUUACCUGAUUUCCUACAGUGUAAAAUGGAAAUGAACAAACAAAUAAUGGAAAAUAUAUUACCAAUGUACACUGUUUUAGAGAAUCAGGAAAUGUGAUCAUGCCUAGUCACUUUCUCAAGGCUAGAAACCUGAAUCAAUUAAAAAGAAAGGUGGUACUGUGUAAUUUAUCUGUUGACUUUCACCUGCAGUUGCUACAGUUUGAAGGAGUAUUGAGGUUUAUAAUACAGAGGAAGAUCCUAUUUCUUCCCUAUAAAAAUGUUAAUUCGGUUCCCCCAUAAACACACCCCAUGGCAAGACAUUCAUACAUCUUUCAUCUAAGGCAGUGGUUCUUAUCCUUUUUGAGGGUCACAAACGUCUUUGAGAAUCUGAUAAAUGCUGGACCCUGCCCCCAGAAAAGUGCACAUACACAAACAUAAGUUUGCAUAUAAUUUGGCUUGGUUCAGAAACCCCUGGAAGCCAGAGCAAUGUACUUCAGACGACUUCUCCUUUUAUCCACACAACAACCCUGUGGAGUAGGUUAGGCUGUGAUACAGCAAUUGGCCAAUGGGACUCGUGGCUCAGUGUUGAUUGAAUCCAUGUAUCCUCAGUCUUGAGUCCAAACUUCUAAAAUGAUAAACUGCCUUCCUGAACUAGUGAAUUUCUCAAGAGAGGAAGUUCCGUAAUGUUCAGACCACAGCAGAGAACCCAAGCAGCUGCUGAAUUAAUCUUGUUUGAUGAUAGCAUGUUGAGCAGGACCUCCAUUACAAAGCUGAAACUGAAAACAAAUACUGAUUCCCCUACUACUCGGUGUUUUCAUUGUGACUCCUUUGGAACAGGGAUUAACUCUCCUGAGCCUGCUUAGAGAGCCCAGAAGCAUCUGCCUGGUCAUGGCUGGCUACUGCUCCUGAAGGGCUCUUCAUACAUUUCUGGCACAACUAGAACUUUGGGAUUGCUUUGGCUCACAAAUCUUACCAAUCUAUUUAUUACACAAGAACAACAGGACCUAAACGCAGCAGGAGAGGUUUCCAAAUUCCUUGUUAAUGAGCCCUGCUUUACAUGCAGUGAUUUUGUACACAGAUGUAACUUCUGUGUUGGAAAACCAUAAGCAUUUUCUGUGCGUGCCAUCAUGUGAAGUGCAUGUGAAUCAUACACACACACUUUCUGCAUUGGUGGGACUUGAGGCAGUGUAGAGGGGUCUUCCUGGUGGUUUCCCAUCUAAACACUGAGCAGAUCCAGACCAGCUUAGCUUCAUGUUACUUAAGGCCUUUCCUUGGUGACCUUUGGCUACACAUGGACCCUGUAUAAUAGUGAACACUUGGCAAAUGGCAGUUUAAUUUGGUACAUGCACACAAUGAUUCAGUGAACUAGCCACAUGUGAACCCAUCACAGGCAAAUGUGUACAUAUGGUUUCCCAGCAUGGAUGUGGUAUCUGUGUUUGUCACACAUCUCCGUCCCCCGCCAAAAAAUAAAAUAAAAUAAAAUUCCUGGAAUCUGCAGUUGAUUAAGCUCUGUGAAGGGUAAACUUCAGUUCACAUUUCUUUGAGGGGAGUCAUGUGCUUUAAUAAUAAUAAUAAUAAUAAUAAUAAUAAUAAUAAUAAUUUAUUAUUUAUACCCCGCCCAUCUGGCUGGGCCUCCCCAGCCACUCUGGGCGGCUUCCAUAGAAACAAAAAAUAUGCUUUAAAUGUAUGGUGUGGGUGAGACUGAAGUAGCCAUCCACUUGUUCUGUUAUCUGUGAUGGAACAAUGGGACUCAAGUGUAAAUUAUGCUAGCUGAAUCAGAGGAGUUAUUACAUGGGUAUGGAGGCUGGAAACUGUUCAAUGAACAGACGAGAACAGAGAAGAGGUAAUGAAGAAGUUAAUGCAAAACUGGUGCCCUAGUUCAGGCAUAGGCAAACUUGGCCCUCCAGAUGUUUUGGGACUAUAAUUCCUAUCAUCCCUGACCACUGGUCCUGCUAGCUAGGGAUCAUGGGAGUUGUAGGCCAAAAACAUCUGGAGGGCCGAGUUUGCCUAUGCCUACCCUAAUUUGUAACAAAGAAGACGUGGCUUUGCAGGUGAUUCUAUCAGAUGUGGACACCAGCAGUACAAAGAGAGAUAAGCCCGGACGUGUACCUACAACACAGGGAGCAGGCUUGACAUCCCUCUGCCCCCCCCAAAAACCCCCAUGAGCGAUCUUGUCCAUCAUAUGCAGUGGUCCAUAGUUUACAUUUUAGUAAAUAAAUAACGUCAAUUUUCCUCUCCUGGGCACUCAUUCACUUAUUUUAUAUCAACAGACUAAACAGACUAUUCAGGCAUUAAUAUUGAUGAUAUUGUGCUUUAUUUUGAAUGGGGUGGGGAGCAAAGUACUGUGAUAGGAAGGGAAGCUCAAGUAAGUGAGAGACAACGUGGGCAUAUGGAUGGAAAAGCAUGACUAGAAGCCAAUAGAUUUGCAGGGUGGGGCAGACAGAUUUGCAGGGCAUGAAGCUCCCCAUUAUUGAAUACUGGAGCCUUCUCCAGAAAUGGCCCCUAUGUUUCUAAAACAUAUCAUGUGCACCAUAAACAGUAUACAAGUUUCUUAUUUAUUUUAUUUAUUUAACAGUUUGUAUACCACUUAAUAACAGGGGUGCUAACUUCAAUAAAAUAUUGGGGGGGGGGGUAGGUAAGCCCUACCACACAUAAUUGAUCACAAGACGUGGCACAUGCACACCAUUUGAAUGGCAAUGCACAUCAACUUGGGGGGCGGCCCUCUCAAAUAUUUUAUGGGGUGUGUGUGAAGGGACCUCAGCCCCUAGGAAUUGGGUCCUAUGAUUACAGUUAUGUAGAAGAAACCUAGCAAAUUAGACUAAAAUGAUUCAAACUAUAAAAUCAGAGUUCAAUUUUAAAAGCCCUGCUGAGAUACAAAAAAGAAUAAGUCUUCAGUAAGGACUAGGGUGUGGGUGGCGCUGUGGUCUAAACCACAGAGCUUAGGGCUUGCCGAUCAGAAGGUCGGCGGUUCGAAUCCCCGCGACGGGGUGAGCUCCUGUUGUUCGGUCCCUGCUCCUGCCCACCUAGCAGUUCAAAAGCACGUCAAAGUGCAAGUAGAUAAAUAGGUACCGCUCUGGCAGGAAGGUAAACGGCGUUUCCGUGCGCUGCUCUGUGCUCUGGUUGGCUAGAAGCAGCUUAGUCAUGCUGGCCACAUGACCUGGAAGCUGUUUGUGGACAAACGCCGGCUCCCUCGGCCUAUAGAGUGAGAUGAGCGCCAUAACCCCAGAGUCAUUUGCGACUGGACCUAAUGGUCAGGGCUAAGUUUACCUUUACCUAAGGACUAGAAGUUCAACUGGAAGGGAUUUCCAAAAAAUUGUGCCCACAUUACUGAAUGUACGGGCUCCUUGUGGGUAUGAGCUGUGCGCCCAAGUCAUGGGUGACCCCCCCCAACAGCGACCCCCAAAGACCUCAAGGAUCAAAAGGAGAGAUAUACGGGGUCAGGCUCUUGGUCUGUAUCCUGCUCUACUUUUGAUUCCUUGGAGUUAGUUGGGUAUCUCUCAGUGUUAGGCUGUUGGUCCCUCAUUGCUUUUUGUGAUGGGGCCUUGUACAUAAUGAAACAACAAGUGGUUCAAAGAAGGCUCUUUGGUGCAGUUACAAAAAGUUGCUCUUUCUUUUCUUUUCUUUUCUUUUCUUUUCUUUUCUUUUCUUUUUUACUCAAAGCUGUUUCAAUAACCUAAAAGCCUAUACAUCCUGUGGAGAAUAAAAUGUUGGUCUGCGAUAAUGACUACGCAGGAGGGAACAUCUCUCCAACUGCAGUCUGAAAUGAGAGCCAGUGGCGUAGCGUGGGUUGUCAGCACCCGGGGCAAGGCAAGUAAUUUGCACCCCCUAACCCGUGGAUUUUAGCACUCGAGUCUCUUCCGCGCCCCCCCAGAUGUUGCGCCUGGUGCGGCUGGCCCCCCCUGCACCCCCCACGCUACGCCACUGAUGAGAGCUUCUAUGAGCCAGUGGUCUCUUGGUAGCCAAGCGAUGGCUUGAGAGCCAAGUACUUCAGUGCAUCUGCAUGUGCGAAGAGGUUGAUUUCUACGUAUUAGAGAAAUUAUUUACCGUGAAAUGAAGCAAGUAUAAAACCAUCCAAGAUCCUGGCUUCAAAGGCUCAUACUUUUGGCUUUCUUUGCUUUUUUUGCAACUAAUUUAUAUUGUUGAAAUGUUUACCCCACAACUUUCCCCCAUUUAUAAAGAUAUCAAAGGAUUAAAUCAUUUGCCCAAGGUCAUGAAGGCAGCCUUUAGUGGAACUCAAAUCUCUCAGUUCCUAAAAUACCGUAACCAAACAGCCCCAAUCUAGUAUAAAAUUAGACGUCUGGCUAAUGAGAGGUUGAGGGAGAUCUGUGAACUUGAUCAUUAGCUGUCUUGUUUUCAAAGCUAAAGCAGAAAGUUUGGAGAGAACAAUUUCUAUCACUGUCUUUCACAUGCAGAGAUAAUGGCAGCUUCAGUAUUGUAUAUCAUCUAGGAUAAGGCUGGGGAACCUGUGGUUUCCAGAUGUUAUUGGACUACAGCUUCCAUGAUCCCUAUUGACCAUGUUGGUUGGGGCUGAUGGGAGUUGUAGUCCAAAAACAUCUGGACAGGUCGGUGAAGGCUGAUCUACUUGUGGUGCUGAAGGCAUAGAGCUGGCCACACAGUCUCCUGGCAUUUGGAAGCAACAUGCAUGGUGGAACACCUUCUUGGUAGCCAAAACUAUAAUCAUCUUUCCAUAUUCUAAGUCUGCUGAAGAGGCUUUCGGUGUGUAGAUGGUCUCUAAUCUGAUGUAAAAGGGGCAUUCUUUCAUAGGUAUGAAAAGGGGAAGUUAAAAAGAAGAUGAGGUCCCCCCCAAUCUCUCUUAAAAAGAGCUUUCUGCUCUGCAAAUUACUUUUGUAGACAAGACCCAGCUGGAGUCUUAAGUGGCUGUUUUUGUCAAAUCCCAUCUGAAUCAGAUCUGCUGAGGAUAAAAAAGCUUUGAGAAAUCCAAUUCAACCCUCUCCCAUCACCUUCUGUUCCUGUCACAUCCUUACUGUCCAAAAAGAGAAAAGAAAAAGCCUCAAAUUACUGUAGCUUUAAGGCUCUCACGAAGCAAUUCCACAUUUUUGGAUGCGGCUGACCUUCGGACCAAUUUCACAUUUCUCUCUCCUGGAAUUACUUCACUCUUAGCAUAGGCAGCAGUUUUAACCAGAUUAAAUUAGAGGACACCCCCGCCCUGCCUUCGCUUUAUUCUUCGAGAUAGAUUUAAAUUCUGUAACUAACGGUAGAUGUAAUUGACAAAGUUUUUUCACUUGAAAAUUAUGCUUUGAUUACGGGAAAUAAGGAUGGAACUUCAUAUCCAUCAAAAUCUGCAGACGUUCUAGUGCUACCUGUCCAGGACUGCCUAUUGGCUAUCAAAGGAGAUGUACAAGUGAGAGCCUUGUGCUAUAUAAGGGCUAUGUUUUCUUUACAUCAGAACCUUUAAGUUUGAUGGCCAAUAUUUACUCCAAGAACUUGGUUCUCACAUGAUUUGGAUUUUUGUGUGUGGAGGGGGGAAGUCUAGGAUGACAGAAGCCAUUGCAUAGGAGAAGGGCAAGGAAAUCAUUUCCCACUGAGAGCAAUACAAGGCAUUCUUCCUUGGCAAUCACUCAUAGCCAAGUAAGAUUGUCUUCCAUAAACACAGUUUUAACAGUGAGUCUGUAAGUGACUGUGGAGGUCAGUUCUGGAUCCACACGUCUUUCCACAGUGGAGACAUAGGUUUCCAGACGGGAGUUGAUCAGGGUGAGGGUUUGCCAAGCAUGCCUUCCUCUUAGCACAUUUCUCCCUUUCGUCCUGAGUUCUAGCAUCUUCAAUGCCCAUGGCAUCUUUGGUAAAGGCUGUUCUCCAAUUGGAGCACUCACAGACCAGUGUUUCCCAGUUGUCAGUGUUUAUAUCACAUUUUUUUUAGAUUUGCCUUGAGAGAAUCUUUAAACCUCUUUUGUUGACCACCAGCAUUACGCUUUCCAUUUUUAAGUUUGGAAUAGAGUGGUUGCUUUGGAAGACGAUAAUCAGGCAUCCACACAACAUGACCAGUCCAACGAAGUUGAUGUUGAAGAAUCAUUGCUUCAACACUGGUGAUCUUUGCUUCUUCCAGUACACUGGCAUUAGUUUGCCUGUCUUCCCAAGUGAUGUGUAAAAAAUUUCAGAUACACUGUUGAUGGAAUCUUUCAGGGAGUUCGAGAUGAUGUUUAUAGGUGGUUCAUGUUUCACGAGCGUACAGUAAGGUUGGUAGUACAAUAGCUUUGUAAACAAGCAUUUUGGUUUCCCUGCGAAUGUCCCAGUCCUCAAACACUCUGCACUUCAAUCAGGAGAAAGCUGCACUCACAGAACUCAGGCAUUAUACUCCUGCCUUCUGAACAGUGGAUGCCCUGCAGAGUCCCACUCUACUUUCUGACUCUUCACCUUGAAGUUUCUACAUGCUCUGAAGGCUGUAGUAAAUAUGCUGUUGAAAUUCUUACACUGCCAAGUUCUGCACUCAGGCUGUCAGUACCACAGACACAUCCUUUUUUCGUACAAAUAUUAAUCACAAUGUCAAAAGAUGCAAUGUCUGUCAGAUCACAAUGUCAGAAAUAAUAGCACCUGUGAACAGAAAAUAAUAGAAAACAAAUUUUAAUUAAAAAAUACUACUGGGUAUGUGAAAUAUGUGCAAAAAUAAUGGAAGUCAAGGGCAGUUGUUUUAGACAAAGUCUAGAUACUUUUGCACACAAAACCUGUCUGCUGAUUUUUACAUUUCAGAAACAAAUAUAAGCUCUGCAACACCAACUUUUGCAUCCCAAAAUGAUUCGUUAAGCACCAUUCGGUUCCAUAUUGAUAGAGUACUAUUUUUAUAAGAUUGUAUUUGGAAAUGAUGAAUUCAAAGGUUGAAGGUUUCGCUAUGUUUUGAAUCUGCUCAAAACUUUUAAAGACUUGUAUCCGACCCCACAAUAAGCAAAAUGUGGAAGUUUAUAUGAUGUUUAUUCACAAAGGGGUGGGGGUGGGGAAGGCAGAGCCCACUUUUACCCUCUAUAACAAAAUGGGUAGAUCUGGCACUGGAGGAGCCUCACUAUCAAUCACAGAAACACAUAGGGAGCUAAUAUAAUGAUGGUUGACUGGGAACAGAUAUGGACCACAGGUAUGAAAUUUACGGCAUGUAAUGCCUUAAGAGAAAACUUAAUGAAAAUGAUUUAUAGGUGGUACAUGACACCAGUCAAGCUUGCAAAAAUUUACCAUUUGCCCGAAAAUAAAUGUUGGAAAUGUAAUGAGACUGAAGGUACAUUCUUUCACCUUUGGUGGACAUGCCCAAGGAUUAAGACAUUCUGGGAGAUGAUUUAUAAUGAAAUGAAAAAGGUAUUCAAAUAUACCUUUCUGAAGAAACCAGAGGCCCUUCUCCUGGGCAUGGUCGGCCAAUUGGUGCCAAAGAAGGAUAGAACUUUUUUUAUGUAUGCUACAACAGCAGCAAGAAUACUCAUCGCGAAGUAUUGGAAGACACAAGAUUUACCCACCCGGGAAGAAUGGCAGAUGAAGUUGAUGGACUAUAUUGAAUUGGCGGAAAUGACUGGCAGAAUCCGAGACCAGGGAGAAGAGUCAGUGGAAGAAGAUUGGAAAAAGUUUAAAGACUAUUUACAGAAAUAUUGUAAAAUUAAUGAAUGUUAGAAAAAUGUUGGAAUGAAGUUAUAUGGCUUCAGCAGAAAUGUUAUAAGGAAUUAAGUAUAAAUAGAUUAAUAGAGAAUUAAAGGGAAAAAAAGGUUAAAAUGUGUUAAGAUAAUUAUAGGAUAGAAAGCAGAGGAAGAUGGAAAGGAAUUGCUGAAACAACUAAUAGAAGUGGAAUACAAAAAGGGAGGUGUGAGGAGGUCAUGGAAAUAAGUGAAUGAAAGAUUGAAACUAUUUGAUGUGUUUUAAAUUGUUUUUGUUUUGUUUUCUUAGUUUUCUUAGUUUAAAUAGUUUUUGUUAGUUUAGUGUUAGGUAUUGUUUUUGUAUUGUAUUGUAUUGUUUAUUUUCUUUUUCUAUGUAAUGUCCAAAUUGUUGGAAAGUAAUAAAUAUUAUUUUAAAAAAAAGAAAGAAACACAUAGGGAGCACCUCCCCACCCCCCGGAAGGCUUAUAUCCCAUUGUAUCAUAUUCCCUGUGUCACUAUGUACGUACUACGUAGCGUUCAUAUGAGGUUCAUAAGCUUUCCUGCUUGGGAGGGGGACACACCUGGAUGGUAGCUACACAGGUGCCCUCCUCCUGAAUUGCUCGGUGAUGAGGUCAGCAAUAUAGAAAUCGUUUUGAAGAGAUACAUUGCGGAAUUGUAUCUUCCCCGCUUCGUAGCCCUUGUUUCCUUGUGAGAUGUGUUGCCUUGCCAGUCUUGCUGCUGGGAUCUCAACGCUUCUCUUCCUACUGCGACUCACUCUCUGAAGCAGGAAAUUUAUCUUCAUAGUGAAAGCAGCUCAGCGCGUGGACUUUCUCAGACUGAGGCAGGUCAUCAGGGUCCUGCCUACUGUACAAGUAAUGGACAAGUAAUGGCAGCAGUGUAUCAGAAAGGGGAUUCUGUAGCAAUCUGGCUUUAAUGGGAGCACAUGUUCUUUCCCAGGAGUUGAUUUCACGGAUCGACAGGAAUCUGACAACAAUUAUUUUUUUUGUCCAUUGCUCCACACUGAAUGCUGAAGAAUAAAAUCCUGGUUGUAAUUUCUGUUAUGCUUCUUCAGAUAGAGGUUUUCUCUGAAUUGUUGUAGGACAGAAGGGGUAUGGGCCUCUUUAAAUCACUCAGGCUUUUAUAUGCCCAUACUCAACAGCUCAACUGAGAAGGAUUGCAAAUCCACACAGAAGUAGUAAAAGAGAGAGAGAGAGAACUCAAAACUUUAAAGUAGGUGUCAGCAACUGGAAGUCCAUGGGACAAGUCCAAUUUGCCUAGAAACAGAAACAGGAUGGGGAGCUGAAUGGAGACAGUCGUAUCUGUGCCAGCAAAGCUUUCUGACUAUCCAUGUUAGAGGGUGAAAGUUCUGGUACAAUACCUCCCUCCUCACCCCAACCCUAUUCUGGAAUCUGAAAAAAUGAGACUCAAAAGUCUUCAUAUUGAUUUGCAUUCAGUAGUAUUCAAAAAUCUCCAGUGAGAAUUUAGAGAAUUCCAUGUAAAGCAACUGCAAAAUCCAAAAUCCCACAUAGCUACAUUAAUAAUUUGAGAAGUGAUUGGGAGGUGUGCAUGUCAAACUUUGCAACAUAUCUAUUUAAAAUUUAUGUUCUGAAUCCCUACCCCCUUUCCCAAGGAAUGGGGAGGAAUCGCUCUUCCAGCACUAAACAUCCUGUUGUUUCACACAUGUCUUGCUACAUAUGGGUACUGAUUAGCAUGCUGUUCCCACUGGUUUGGGGAAGAUUCCCCUGUUCCCUUACCCAUCUCCAAGACAGGCUUCCACCACAGCCUUAUGUAUUAGGCAUUCUCAUAUUUUGCACUGGAUAGAGUUUGUGAGUUCCCCAUUUCCCCUUGUGCAGGUAGCUUGGAGGUUGCACAUUUACCUGGCAUUAAGCUCCAAUGAACAAAUUGCUAAUUUCUUCCAGGUUAAUAAUGUGCAUAGGAACCAGGCUGCAAGAAAGAUUGACAGAUGAGGUUUUUUAUAGCAAGCACUGUUAGGCAAAUCUUCCUGACAGAUUCACUGCUGCCCAGCAGGCUGGAUAAAGUUUGGCCUUGUCUUCUCUUCUGGGCUUCUGGGGACUCUGCAAUAAGGGAGCAGCCUCUGGACUAUGAUGGUUGUGACCAGAGGGAACAGCAGGAAUGGGCAUGUCGAAGCACAGAGGCAGCACUUGAUGCGCCAUGGAGGAAAGGAGAAGGAAGCUUGCUCUUCAAACUUGCAAUUUUUUCCUCUCCAGGGAAACCUAGCUAUAGGGAGAAAAUGGGAUUGGUGGAUGCAUAUCCCAGCACAUUAUGUGGAAUAGCUUUGAAUACACAGAUUGUGAGGGAAAGUUCCGAAAUAACAAUGAGCACGCAGUAUAGAGGAAGAUGGAGAAAAGUUUGGGGUUUGAGAGCAUUCUGGGGAAACGACUAGAAAAGAAGGCUAACAGAGGACUAAAAACAUUUUUAUACUGUGUGUGAGCUCAGCUACUAGAUUUUGCAUUAAUGCUUUUCUCCAUAAUCUAUUGUGCAGUUAAAGCCAUGGAGCAGUUUAGUUCCCCUUAAUCGUGAGCUGAAUUCUACAGUUAUUUCUUUAGCUCUUCCCACAAAAAGGUGGCAGUGGCCAUCGCUGAACCAACUCCUUUGCUACAUACCUGGUACAGAUUGGGGAAAGUAAUAUUUUUAAAACUGCCUUCUCAUUGAAAUUUGAUAUGCCCAUGUCAGGGUUAUUGAAGGUGACUGUUGGAAUUAUUUGUUUGGGGAAGAUUUUAGCCGAUUCUGCUAUACAUUGCCACAUGAGCUUUGGUACUUCUUUCUCAGUUGUCUUCUCCUUUCUUUCCAACAGAAGAGCUCAGACUUCUAUAAGACUCCUCCAUCUUUGCUCCGGCGAUUGUAUGAUGGCCAAGGGAUUUCCUAUGAGGCACUGCUCAGACUGUCAGGCAAAGAGGAAGUCAGUAAGUCCUGUUCCCCUCACCUUCCGAAUAGUUACGGCAGUUUCCCAUGAAACAGAAGAGUAAAUUUGGCAUUUAGGCAACUCAAGUCACCUUGGUUACUUGAAAAGCCUUUUUUGUAAGCUGCUUUGAGGCUUUUUCUUACAAUCAAGAGGUAUAUAAAUUUUAUGAAAUAAAAAUAAAGUAUGAAAUAAAAAAAUAAAAAUGGGACAUUUUUAUGUUUUUCGUUCGAAGUACCUUCUAUGAAGUCUACUUUACAAUAGCAGCAAGCAUUCCAGCAGAGAGCCCGACAAGCUAUGCAUGGAAUAGAAUAGAUUUAGGGGUUGCCUUCACAUAUACGAACCAUCCUCAGAUUUCUGUUGUAAUUAUUACAUUUAUAUCCUACCUUUCCUCCAAAGAGCUUGAGAUUUUUCACCUUCCCACUACUUCAAAAUGCUAAUUCUUUUUUAAAAUCUUCACAAUGACUCUGUGUAGUAGGUUAGUCUGAGAGAUAGUUACUGCCCCAAGGUCAUUGAAUGUGCUUAACAGCUGAAUGGGGACCUGAGCUCUGCUCUCCCUCCCAGGUCCUAGUCCAACAUUUGGAGGAAGGGGAUAUUUGCAGCGGCAGCCAGAAAUGUAAAUCUAAAUGCAGGACGAGCCACACCUACAACAAAAUGGACAUUGUGUGUGAGAGUUUAAUCACCCUUGGAUUUGGGAUGGGAAAAUUUCUAGAGAGAGUUGGGAAUAUUUCUAUUAAUGCAAAAUGCAAGCUGUAUUUCCUGGCAGGAAUAACAAUAACACCUUAAGAUAUCAAAAGAUGUAGUCAACACCUGAAAGUGUCAUUCAGUGACAAAAGUUUUCAGCCCAAUUAUUUCAGAAUAUUCUGGAUGACACCAUCGGUCAUCAGCAGUUAAAUAGGCUAUGCACUGGAAUCCUAAUGAAAACAUGAACACACAAAGAAAAAAAAACAUGAAAUAAAGACUUAAAAGAGGUGUAGAACACCAUUGCUUGUGUAUUAGCAUAAUCUCUUAAAGCACCCAGUACAUCAAGGGCCUUGAUAAGUAAGCCCCCUGCUGACUAUUAGAAAGCACACUGCUCCCUGGAAAGUAAGUUAAGUCCAUAGAUCUUCACCCAAAGUAUUUAAGAGCUUAAUCUUAAAUUAAAAACUCACUACUUAAGUCCCAGCAGGCAUCUGUUCCACCUUACAAACCAGUCAUGGCCUGGAGAUGUGUAUUGUGCUUUGUUAGCCCAGAACCCCUGUUCUUUCUUUUUUUCAGAUCCUCAGGCACUUGCCUCUUCCCAGAAACGUAAGUCAGCUCUUAUUUUGCUUGCUUUGCACACCAGAAGGUCUCUGGGCUAUGGCUUGAUCCCUAACGAUAGCUUGAAGCAGCUGUUGAAGGGUGAGGCUAAGGGCUCAACCAGACUUGCGCUUGCUCUGCCACUUCCCCCGGGAAAACCCAAUCUUUACCGCUGAAUCGGAGCAAACAUCAGGUGUUCUCCAAAUUGAUGUUUGCUCCAAUUUAGCACCAAAAAGUGGAUUUUCUGGGGGGAAACAGCGGGGCAAAGGCUUGGACCCAUGGCUAGAAAGCACAGGAUGAGAUUAAAAAUGCUCAUACUCCUACUUUCUAGGCACAGAACAAGUGGAAGUUUGGACAAGCCCUAAGGUUGCUUACAGCCACCAAGUGAAUUUAUGGUGGAGGAAACAUUUUCAUGAGAGAGUCACAGUCUAAUAAGGUUUUUAAACCAUGCGUAAAAAGCAGAAGAAGCUGAAAUGGGGCUCUUUGCCUCAUCUCCAGCCACCCAUAUCUUUCACUCUGGGGGGUUUCUCUCCUCUCUCUUCCCCUAUGGUACUUGGCAUUUAUAGCAUGACCAGUCCAGGCCAAUGGCUUCACUGAGGCCAGGAUUCCCAAUGGAACUGCAGUAAGAGUGAUGGAAGUAGUUCCUAGGAUGACUGGCAUAAGAAUUAGGUAGAAGUGUGUGCAGGUGAGACUGGGGACAGCAUGUAAGAAUGAUAGAAUGAGACAGGAAGAAGAAAAGAGAGCAGUUUUCUGCUCAUGAUAAAAAGUGAUGAGAGAGUGAAAAGAAGACUACUGACUGUUGAUUAAGACUGCAAUCCUAUACACACUUACCCAGGAGUAAGUCCCAUUUUACUCGAAUAGAUAGGUAAAGGAUUGUUCUGUAAUGCUGCAGUCCUAAACCUGGUUAGUGAGGAGUAACCUCCAAUUAACUCUUUGGGCUUACCUCUGAGUAAACAUGCAAAGGAUUACAAUUGAAAGCAAUGCCCCACAGGGGGAAAAGAAGCUGUUAUCUUUGCCACUGUCAGUUCCAGAUGAUGAUGAUGAUGAUGAUGAUGAUAUUAUUAUUAUUAUAAUUAUUAUUAUUCCUUGCCCAUCUGAGUAUGCUGCCACAAAAUAGGCAAUGGCAGGAGAUAUGACAAAGAAAAGAUGUCUGGAAUCUCUUAAGAUGAAUGAAUGCAGAUGGUUAUAGGACACAAGUGAGAGAUGAAUGUCAGGGAACAGAUGACCAAAGACGGAUUUUUCUCUCAUAUAUAUACAUUUACUUGGCUUUCCUGCUUCACCUGCUCGCUGUGCCCACUGCUAUCAUGAUGCAGUCGGCAUGGCCAUCUAUUGUCAUUUACACAAACUGUUCCAUGACACUUUUUUAAAACAGAAACAUUAUAUAGUAAGAAAUGAAUGAGGUGUUCAGCAUGAUACUGAUAUUCCAUAAGUUCCUCAACUUACAAUCAGCAAUAUCUCCCUUUCUGAGAAGCUGGUUUAAAAUGGUGGCGGCAGUGUGUUAUUUACAGAAACUUAUUUGUGACCAUUGUACUUGUGACCACUGGAGUCAUCCCUGAUGAUCAGAAUGCAAGUAUCUAAUCAGAGUCUACAAGAAAGGCACCCAAACACCACCAUAGUAGAUUUAGAAGCCAUUCAUUACAAUAGUGCUGUUGUUUCUUUUCUAAAAUCUGAAAUCCAUCUGAUACCUGUUGUAACCCUCUUGUUUUUCUCUGUAGGAGAUAUGCAUGAUUUCUUUGUUGGACUCAUGGGGAAAAGGACCACAGAGCCUGGUAGGUGUGUAAGCCAAGAGAUUUCACACUCAAACACACUCCUUGAAAAUCUUGAUAGGCUUCAAUAGAUUUCUUGGUAGAUUUCUUAGUUGGAAAGUACGGUAAGGGUUCUUUCUUUCAACUUUCUAAUUCUUAGGCAGGGCUGUGUGUUUGAUGCAGUUCUGUGGAAACGAAGGAGGAAAAACCCAAAACACGGCAUUAGUUUUAGAAUGCAGUUUCAUGGGAAUCUGAGUUUUCAUUUUAAAAAGCAAUUACCUGGUGGGUUUGGUGGUUAAGGGCCAAUAUCCAGGGCUUAAUCUUUUCAGAUUGCAUUAAACUAGAUCAUACAGCAGUGGAGAAGGUGGAACAUGGUAAAGCAGCUACAGCUAAAAGGAAAGCAAAGAACAAGGGUAAGGGAGGAGGAAGGAGAAACUGUCAUAUUUGUAGUGGGUGAUUUCUAUUUCUUGUUUGGUCUGCUCUACCCCUGGACAAAUGGAACUGCAGAAAAAGAAUCUGGCUGUAGCUUGUUUCUUCCCUCCCCACCUUCCAUAGUUGGUCCUCAGGAUAAGCACACUCGUUCCUUCAGCUUUCCUCAUAGAACCUUCCAUCUUGAUGACCACCAUUUGAGGUGUAACAACAGGAGUGAGAUGUGUCCCAUCGCUAAUGCAUGUCUGAAUCAAUAUACUCUCAGAAGAAACUCCAUGUACCCAUAGUGGUUAUUUAGGACUGUCUGAAAUGGAAAUAUUAUUCACUCAUAACUCAAGAGUUGAAUGAAGAAAUAAAUUCUGCCAUGUUAACUGAUUGUAAAGGCUGGGGAACCGGGCAAGGAAUCCUUUGAUGUCGUUACCUUUGAGUUAGAGGGAAGAUGUGGUACCCACCAAAGGGACUGAACAGAAAUGGCUCUGGGAAAAACUAACUUGCUUCGUUCUCUAAUUUCAGAUAAUCCCACAGAUGUCAAUAAGGGAACACUCACUGGUUUUGGUGACCUAAAGUAUUCAUUGAAUGCAGAAUGAGGUAAGGAAGAAGGGACCCAGAACUUGACUAUAAGGGAGAGGGAUUAUUUGAAAUACUGCUCCGCAUGCACACACACACACACACACACAUUCACCGACACAUGCACAAAUGCAAAUGCAAGUGCACUCACAACUGCUCAUACAUUUUUCUUUUGUCGUUAAGUUGAAGUGUAGAUUCCUGCCCCUCAUCGUAGAAGAACAAUAUGUUGAUCUCCAGGCAUUUCCAGUGCAAGUCAGAGGCACAUUGCAGAUGCCACAAACCUGGCACCAAUGCCAUCUAUUCAGUACAACAGGAGCAGGGGGAAAGGAUAUUUAAAGAGAAAUGCUCAUACAAGGAACAAAGCUACUUUGAUAGGUUGCUGCAUGUAGACCUAGAGACCAUGACAAGUCCAACUUUGAUGGGUUCGCAAGAUUGCAAUUUACAAGUGGGAAAGUUACACUAGAAUUGGUUAGCCCAGUCACUUUUCUGGAAGAAAGCAAUGGACAAGAAGUGGUCAUGAAAUUAUUUUCAGAAAUCUUAUGACAUGGUAUGGCUAGUAAGAGAGAGUAAACUCAUAGCUUUUUCCCCCUUGUGUCUUUAGAAUGAGUUUAUCCUCUUCUCUUAACUGUAUCAUUUCAUUCAUAAAAUGGGUGGAAUUGAUCAAGGGGUGGCUUUCAGGAGGCAAUCUUUCCAACUUGGUUAAGAAAAUAAAAAGAGAAAGUUACAUGUCCUUAAGGUAAGGGUAAAGGGACCCCUGGCCGUUAAGUCCUUAUUGCAGCAUAAAACUAUCCUCCUUCUUCUGUUACAUGAGGACUAUGUUAUAUGCCAAAGCUGCUUUUUCAGCCAUCUGGGAAAACAUUAACCAUCUACAUCAGGCUGUGCAGCCAACUGUACUCCUUUCUUGCCAUUUCUCCAAUUAGCAUAGUGAAUGGGUAUGUGACCUCCUUUUUUGUUAACUCUUCAGUUCCAAUAAUUUGGUGAAUGACAGUAGUUAUUCCAUGAUUAUGAAUUUGUGAUGUAAUUUCAAUGCUGCUGCUGAUAAGCCAAUGACACUUAGACUAUAGAACAAUGCUUUCUCUCAGAGCCACUAACUUCCAAAUGUAAUUGCUAUGCAUUUUCAGGAUACAGAAAAAUCAAGCAUUUUGGGAACUUCACACAGAUGAAUCAACACUAUGCCCACUACUUUCUACUAGUUGGCUCCUCUGCUUCUGUGUGUGCCUACAAGAAUUCUAUAUAUUUAACUGAACACUGUUAGCAUGUGGGUGCAUGUUGUUGGUAUAAUGUUUGUGUAUACAAUACCUAAGUGAUGCUGCAUGUGCGAAAUGGCUAUAUCAUUGGCUUCACACUUCAGACCUUGUUCCCGCGUCACUUCAAGCACAAUUGAAACAGAGUUAACAAUGCAGUGGAGUCAGUUCACGAAUUCAAAUUCAGUAAUGAGUCACUUGGUAAUAAGACAGUGACUCAGCAGCACAUAAUUUGUCAAAACACUUUCUAGUAUGAAAUGCAGCUAACAUUUUUUAAAUUGUAUUUAAUAACCUGUGUCUUGCUUUUCUCUGUCUAAGGUUGAACCCAAUGUAGGUAAAAGCCAAAAUAAUCAAAUAAGACAAUAAACCACAGUAUUCAGCAACUACUAAAAUCCAUAAAAUAUGCAAAUUUCAUUGCCAUUCAGAACUAGAAACAAGCAUUGAUGUAUCUAAUGAUGCAACAGGUGGUGGCCUUUUUCCGUGUUCCAUCCUGCCAACAUUGCAGAUAGCAGUGGAAGUAACAAAGGUCAAUUCCAGAUUGUUGCUCUUUUGUGGGUGGGAUUCAAUACCAUACCCACACAAAUGCAUGUUCUACAAAGUGGAUUUCUUGUGCCAGAAACCUGAUUCUGAGGAAAUUAGGCCUUUUGAAGUAAGGAAAGGCAUGUGAAAAUGCACUGGGAAGUGUGGGAUAACAAUUGCUUGAUUUCACAUUGUAUGCAAACAAAUAAUAAUAAUCAGUAAUGAGAUUACCUGGAAGGGACUGUGUACUAUGCAAUCCACGAAGCAGCAGGAAUCUCUCUAUAAAUAUGUAAAAAAUGGUUGCUAUAUUUUAAAGGAUUUUUAAAAUAAUAUAGAAUAGGCAAUAACCAAGUUUUUUAAAAUAUUUCAGAUCCAAGAUUAGUAAAGAAUAUAGUUUGCUCCCCCCUCCCCCCUCUGUCUCACUGUCUUUAAUAUUACAUAAUUAGUACUGAACUCAGAUGCAAUUGUGUUUUAUGCAUAUAUUUUUUUUACAGAAACCUGUACAAAAAAAAUCAAAUGCCCCUCUAACUCAGAUUGAAAUCUGAAUUUUUAAAUUACCCACCUAAAAGUCUUGGCUACUAUUUUGGACACAGUCAUUGAACCAAUGCUUUGAUAGUUGUCAUAAAUAAUAACGUUUCCACACUGGGUGUGCAAAUUUGGCUUGCCAAGCUGAUCUCACAGUUGCACAUACUUAAGGGAUAAACAAAGCUGAACAAGGCGGUAGCAUGGGCCUGUAGGAUACAGAUCAGGUGUGCUCAUUAUGUUCCAAAAGCAGCCAUCCCCACUGGAAAACUGAUACAAAACUGCUUUAUCUUGAGCAAGUGCCACUGAAAUUCUUGCUCAAGUAGAGAAACCGAAGUCAUAGUUUUUGUUUAACAAACAAAACAUUGGAAAUGUGUUGUUCUGAGUGAAACACAAAAGCUCGCUGUGGGUUAAACCACAGAGCCUAGGACUUGCCAAUCAGAAGGUCGGCGGUUCGAAUCCCCGCAACGGGGUGAGCUCCCGUUGCUCGGUCCCUGCUCCUGCCAACCUAGCAGUUCGAAAGCACGUCAAAGUGCAAGUAGAUAAAUAGGUACCACUCCAGCGGGAAGGUAAACGGCGUUUCGUGCACUGCUCUGGUUGGCCAGAAGCGGCUUAGUCAUGCUGGCCACAUGACCCGGAAGCUGUACGCCGGCUCCCUCGGCCAAUAAAGCGAGAUGAGUGCUGCAACCCCAGAGUCAGCCACGACUGGACCUAACUGUCAGGGGUUCCUUUAUCUUUUACUUCCUUGUACUCUAAACAUUUCUUGCCUGGGCUCAAAGAACCACAAAUCCUUUCCAUGAAACUGAGAGAGCUUUAACAUCAGCCACUCCCACCCAUGUUACAUGACAGCUACUUUUGAAACUGAUGGACAUUUCCCAAGCAGUUGGUAGUAUGGGAUGGGGAUCAGCUGUUGAAAUGGGAAAGUAAAAAAAAUUACCUGUGCAACCCCCUAAUUUAAGCAGCUAUUUGGAUUCCAGCCUGCCAUUUUCUUCCAUGCCCAGACCUGAUUCCAAGACAGGGAACUGUGCUGAAUGUUGGAACCAAUUUAACUUCAGCCUUCUCUGCCCCCCUUGAUCUCUCAUACAGGUAUCCAUGUAGGAGUGUGGACAGUCACAAUGUCUGCAGGACCUCAAGAAACCAACACAAAGCUGAUUUCAUCCACCAAAGCCCAGCACACUCUCAACCAAACCAGAACCCUUCGAUGUACUAUGGAGACCUCGUAUUGUCCUGUGCUUCCUUGUUGCCAUGUUCUUUUCCUUGAUUCUGCCCUUUAUUCCAGCCUUUUCCUCACUGUAACUCUCUAGUGUUCACUGUUUGGAAAGUUUGAAAGUAACCCUUCCCCAUGGUGCUUUGUCCCUCUGUGUACAUAUUUACCUGAUCUGCAGAAAACUCCUAUGCCACAAGCAAAAUCACCCUCACUGCCCACCCUUUUGUGGCACAGAUUAAGAACACCUCAAAAUCUUCUACAAUUACAGGGUUUUUACUUAUGACCUGCC
Podarcis lilfordi (Lilford's wall lizard) is the source of this 29498-nucleotide messenger RNA. The record is from the annotation of a GenBank genome assembly. NCBI's taxonomy places the organism in Eukaryota, Metazoa, Chordata, Lepidosauria, Squamata, Lacertidae.